UUGUCGGUUUCCUAGUUUUUUCUUAGGAGUCCAAGACUGGUUGAUUGGUGGUUAAAUCAUGGAAAGAACACAGCCGAAGAUAUCCGAGCUGGAGAGUGCUAUUCGACAGUUGGAUUCUGUGAAGAAACAUCUGUACUACACAUCAUCCCAGAUAAAGUCUUCGAUCCACUCGUCAAUCAGUCGCCACCUGGAGGCGCUGCGUAACCGCGAGGUGUGGCUGCUCAGUCAGGUUGACUUGGUGCUCAGCGCGAAGGAGGAAGUUCUUCAGCAGCAGCAGGCUCGACUCAACAAGACGUUCGGCAUCUUGCAGAGUUCACUCGCACUGUCCGAGGAUGGCGAGGGCUUCGAAACGAGACUGGCUGACAAACUUUGCACUCUGGACCUGAGUGAUCUGAAACCCGAGGAGACGCCGUACCUGUCAUUCUGUGCCGACCAAGUGGGUCUGCGCGAAGCCAUCCUCAACUACGGUCGCAUUGACGCCAACGGCAUCCCGCUGCAGACGGCGUUCAUUGACGAGGAGAACGCAUCGACAUGCAUGCCGGGUCACUUCGAGGACUACGAGGACGCCGACCACCACAUCUUCUACAAGACCAUUGAGGAGAUCAACUGUGCACAGAGACCGUCCGGCGGGAUAAGAGUGAACAUCCCCAGACUGUCGAAUCGUGCUAAAGACUGGCUAUACCAGCCGCCUGGCUGUAAAACCGUAUCCACGGCAACCGUUCCGAAGUUCUCGUUCCCGGCUUUCAGCACAGACCCACGAGACUGGGUCCCAUCCGCCUCGGGAAAAGAAUCAUCGCCCAGGAUGUACGGAGAUUCGUGUAUUCAGAACUGGCUCAGUCAGAUUCAGCAGAGCCCAGCAUUCGAGGAGGAUGACGACUUCGAAAUCGUCGGAAGCUCAUUGGGAGAACGAACGCCACCCGUCAUGGACAAGCCUGUGUUUGAGGCAUUCCCACUGACGACGAAAGCGAUGUGGCUGAAGCCGUCGUACCCCGAUCCCAAUCAGGAGAAGUGGAACGAGGCCGCAGUGAAGUGGUUCCAGCACAUCCCCAGUGACACGGAGGUGUGGCUCGCCAAGGGAAGGAAAAAGAUGGAACAGAAAGCAGCAGAAGGGGAUGUUAAUAAUUCAUGGUCAAAUGAGCAAGAAAAACCCAGCGAGAUUUCGUCCAUCAUGGAAACAUUCUUCAAGGAGCUUCCAGAAAGCUGGUUGAAAGGAGAAAAGUCGAAGACAAAAUCCAGCUUCAAUGGUAAAGUCAAAGCACUGGAUGAAGACUGCCCUUCUAAGCCAUAUUGGUUUCCUCUGCACCAUGCUGCUGGUAAUACAGAGUGGCUCAAACAAGGUCGCAGAAACUUUGGCAUGAAGGAACAAUCUGAUGGGUCAACCGCGUCAUUCUUCCAGCCACUGCAUUUGGAGAAAAAGAAAUGGAUAAGCUCUGCCAUUGACGAAGCUAAGAAUAUUCCAUGUCGACAUGACUUCAGGUUCUUCAGUAUGCUGUCGAUGAAUUCUUCUGAUUGGCUCAAACAGUGUCAGUCGGGAUUGAAUAAAAAUAACCCGGGUAUGACGUCCUUUAAGUUUCACUUUGAUAAUGGCAGUUCAGAUGGGGCUCAGUGGUUAAUGACUGGUGAUUUCCCACCAGAUUCAGGGACCACCCCAGAAUGUCAUACAUGGAAGGUCGUCCAAAACAUGCAUAAGAAAAUGUCCGACGCCGACUGGUUGCUAAAAGUGCAGGAUCUAGAGGUUGGCGUGGAUGUGAAAAUUGAAAAAGAUACGUCCGACCUUGACCUCUGGAACCUGUGUAACCAUGACAACCAGAACGAUAAGCUUAGCACAGAAGACCAGUCCUCUGAGUCGAGUUUGGAUCACUGGUUGCUGUAGGUUGCACAACUUGUAUUUGAGUGCUAUAUCUACACGGCAAUGUAAUCUUAGGAUAGAUCAUGGAAAAUCGGCUUGUUUUAAUGUAAUUUCUGAGGAAAUCAAACUGACACUUGGGGUUUGGGUUUUUGGCUUUAGUUUUAUUUACAGUGAAAUAAUCUUGGUGCUACAUUAGCAGCUUAUUCAGAAUUAAUUGUUAUAUUUAAUCAGAAUUUGUUUUGUUUUUAAUUUUAUAUUAAUUAAAAAAAAGAAGUUUUGAUUGGUAAGGUCGGUUGCUGUACUAAUUAAAAAUUUAGUUCAAUUUUCAUUAUUUGAAUCUUCUGUUUUUGUGCAAAAUAAGUAAUUAAAUUAAUUACAUUAAUAUUCAAUACUAAACAGCAAUGGAAAUGGAUGAUGUUUUAAUAUCCUGCAGAAUUUUAAAGUUUGCAUUUAAUGUUGAAACUUAAAGGAUGUUAUAGUCUGUGGUUGUAUGUAAACAUUUAGCUGACUUGUAUUCUGUUAUUUUUAUUUCUAAGUACAACUUGAAUGCAGUGUUAGAUUGUGUUAAUCCUUGAAAAUUGUUUGAAAUGAACAAAGAAAUUUGUCAAUAAUCAGUUUUUCUGGGACAGUAGUGACUCAAAUGAAUAAUGAAAUUUGUUAGUAUCGAAUGGACAUUCAUAUUUGAUGUGAUUAAAUUAGAAUUUGUUAAUGACAAGUUUUGAUUGAACCAUUUUGACAGGUCAGCUGCAAUUGAAAUGAAUAAAUGUGAUUGGUUGACAAUAAAUUGAAACAUAUUUUUUGUGAUGUUCAAACUAAGUGAUGCAAUAAUUUGUUACUAAAGGCUGUGAUUGAUGUAUAUUGUAUUUUGAGAGGGCAUUUGUUAUAAAAUGGAAUGAGUAUUUUUGUCUAUACUUGUAAUUUUAGCAUUGCAUUUAAUCUAUUGUGAAAUAUGUUGAUAUUAACACUUUUAUUAUACACAAAAUUAUUCAAAAAAAUGUUUCUUAUGACAAUGAUCAUCCUUUAUGAAAUAGUCUUGCCAUAUUUUUAAUGUUCACACAUAAUAUAUAAUAUAUUAAAGUUAUCAAACACACACACGGAAAUAUAUAAUAUAUUAAAGUUAUCAAACACACACACACGGAAAUAUAUAAUAUAUUAAAGUUAUCAAACACACACACACGGAAAUCCAAAGUUCAGGGAUAUGUUUGAAAUUAGAUGUGAAAUGAACAAUAAAAGAGAAAGCUGUUUAUUUCAGACAAAGCAUCUGAAAAUUCUUUUCUAAUUCAGUAAUAAAAUACAGACGGCUGCACCCUUGACCAUUAGAUGGAGAACAUUAAAUGGUUAAUAAUUGAUGUUUGCAUCUUUCUCUAGAAAUAAAAAUAUCAACAAUCCUCAGUGGAAAAUAUUUUAGAUAUAUUAAAAAAAAACAAAAACAAAUGAGCUAACUUCGAGUUAAUUUUAUAUUUAAUUUCAAAUAUGUUAAGGUGUUUUUUGGUGCAUUGUGUUUGCUUUCUGAUCUGGUACGCAGUGUUCUGUAAUACACAAAUCAGUUAAAUGUGUAUGUGAGUUUUCUUCUGUUCAGUAAGUGCACAUAUUUUGGAGAUACUCUUAAAUGUUUGUUAACAUGUACUGCUGAUAAUUGUGUUUUUAUUUCUUCUUUUUCAACAAAAUAUGUUGGCUUACUCCGGCUUAUCUUAAAGCUUUGAUUGUAAGACUUAAAUAGUUUUUAUCAGUAUUUGGCUUCAAGUUAAUAUAGGACUUGCUAUCUGUACUAUAAGGGGCUGUUCAACAAUUACAUGUAUGAUGCAAAACUGUUGUCUUUUUUAUGAGUAUUUAGCCUCAUGUUAAAAUAGGACUUAGUUUCAAUUUAUUUAAUCUGUGCUAUGAUAAAACUGUUUUUGGUGAGCUCAUUGGGCUCUUUCCCAUUCCAGGCAGUGCACCACAACUGGUGUAACAAAGGCAGUAGUAUGUACUCUCCUGUCUGUGGGAUAGUGCAUAUAAAAGAUCCCUUGCUGCUAAUAAAAAAAGAGUAGCCCAUGAAAUGGUGACAGCAGGUUUCCUCUCUCAGUAUCUGUCUUUAACCAUGUCAGAUGCCAUAUAACCAUAAAUAAAAAGUGUUGAGUGCGUCGUUAAAUAAAACCUUUCCUUUCUUCCCGUCACAUAAUUUGACCAAUGUCAAUUAAAAAUAAUCAGUUAAAGAACAUAAUAGCUGAUACUAGAAGCUGUUUAUUUAAUUACUAAAAAUGAGACAUUGUUUUAUAAAUGCUAUGUAACCCUUGCAAAACACCUGCCUUCCUCCUCCAUAACAUUUUAUAAGACAUCCCAUCAUAAACCCCCCCCCCCCCCACCUAAGCGUUUUAUAAUUGUUGAACCACCCCUAAUGGAUUUACUUAAUAGUGUAUGGCUUUUAUUUAUUGUGCUAUUUUUGUUUUUGUUUCAAUUUUUAUUGAUUAAAUUUAAUGUUUUAUAUUAUGUAAACUUUGAUUAACUUGAAAUAAAAUAAGAUUUUAACGCCA
Gigantopelta aegis is the source of this 4362-nucleotide messenger RNA. RefSeq lists its product as uncharacterized. The transcript has 7 exons. Gene Ontology annotation, molecular function: transcription coactivator activity. The record is from RefSeq and is a predicted model, not a curated record. Bases 59 to 1873 code for a protein of 604 amino acids. Gene Ontology annotation, biological process: intracellular iron ion homeostasis; response to hormone. Lineage: Eukaryota; Metazoa; Mollusca; Gastropoda; Neomphalida; Peltospiridae.